Messenger RNA from Fusarium tjaetaba, 5205 nucleotides. RefSeq names its product NAM7-nonsense-mediated mRNA decay. Lineage: Eukaryota; Fungi; Ascomycota; Sordariomycetes; Hypocreales; Nectriaceae. Gene Ontology annotation, molecular function: RNA-directed RNA polymerase activity; helicase activity; ATP hydrolysis activity. Bases 1 to 5205 code for a protein of 1734 amino acids. Gene Ontology annotation, biological process: siRNA processing. The transcript is spliced from 5 exons. Gene Ontology annotation, cellular component: nuclear RNA-directed RNA polymerase complex. The record is from RefSeq and is a predicted model, not a curated record.
AUGGCUCCUCAGAAGCCCGACAAAGGAUUUCAUGACAUCUUGCUUCCAAGCUUGAGUCUCGACGAUAUUGUGUGGGAUUUCCAAGUCCCAAAUCUCCCAUCACCAUCCACUCUUAAAAAGGCCGAACUCAUCAAAGUGAUCGCCCUCCAAACCGACCUCAAAGAAUGCAAGCACUCCAUGAUGCUCAAAGUCCAGGACAACACGCCAAAUCGCGCCAUAGCCGCAUAUCCGACCGAUCGAUUAAUAGUCUUUUCACUUGAAGCCUUCAAACCACUUGUUUUCGGCGCCGCAGCAAAGGAGCAGCAGCCAGCGCCCGAUCUUCAGCCCCGCACGCGCCAAGAGGUUUCCGACUACAGCAUCAAAUGUCUUCGCGCGGGCAUUAUUCUGAACGGUGUGCACUACAAUUUCUACGGGCAUAGUAAUACGCAACUCAAGUCGCGAUCAUGUUUCCUCAUGGCCGCGACGAGAGAAGAGAUUUCGAGACUGAUUGAGAGUAUGGGAGACUUCACAAAAAUGAAGACGGUGGGCAAGAAGGCCAAGCGUAUUGGUCUUCUCUUCUCAUCUUCCAAGGCGGCCAUGAUGAUCAAUCCCGACCGAUGCGAGGAUAUUCCGGAUAUUGAAACAGACGAAUACGUCUUCACUGAUGGCUGUGGAUUGAUUGCGCCCAGUCUGGCACAAGAGUUGGCACGACGGCGACCACCAGAGAGAAUCAUCUUCCGAGACAGCCGAUACACGCCUUCGGUCUUUCAACUUCGCUAUCGGGGCUACAAGGGAGUUGUUACUGUUGAUCCUCGAAUGAAGAAGGAGAAAGCGCUUCUCAAGCUUCGCAAGUCGAUGAAGAAGUUCAGUGGCGGCGAUGAUUACUCUUUUGCAGUAGUCGAGCACUCCAAGCCUUUUUCAUACGGGUUCCUCAACGACGAGAGUAUCAUCUUGCUCCGCGCAUUGGGCAUCUCACAAGAAACACUCCUUGCCAAGCAGCGCAAUCACUUCAGUCUUCUCAAGAACGCUAAGUCCGACUUCCGCGAUGCAUUCCGCUUCUUAAGCUACGUCAAUAAGCCAGAUCUCGCUGAGCGUGUCCUUCUCGAGGGACUGGAGAGCGUAAAGCCGCAGAUCAAUAGCCAAGUCAACGGGCAACUGGACAAGAUGUUGAAUAAGCAAGGUGGACAAAGGUGUCGUAUCUUCAUACAGAAGUCGAGGCUUCUCUUUGGUGUAUGCGAUGCUUGGGAUGUCUUGAAGGAAGGCGAGUGUGCGGUCAAGGUCACUCUGGAAGAGAGCGGUUUACCACAUGCUUUGAAGAACAGUGAGAUCAUAGUCAUCAGAAAUCCAUGUCUUCAUCCAGGUGAUUGGCAGAAGUUCAAGGUCGUUGAGCGGCCUGAGCUUUCACAUCUGGUAGACUGCAUCGUCUUUUCGACGCGGGGAAAAAGACCAGCUGCUGAUCUCAUGUCGGGUGGUGAUCUAGAUGGCGAUACGUUCUUUGUGUCCUGGGACCCCGACCUCAUCCCCUCAACGGUCUCAGCUCCAGCAUUAUACCCCGGCGGCCGGGAACCAAUCCAGUUUCGCCCCAUUACAGACGACGACCGCCUCGUCUACUUUGCAAAGUACCAGAACGCUUCUCUGGGUCAAAUAAAGAACCUAUAUCUCGACUGGGCUCGAGUCGCUGGUCCCAUGAGCGCCCAAUGCCAAGAGCUCAAUCGACUCUUUUCGCAGUGUGUCGAUGGCAAUCGGAUAAAGAUCCCUGAAAAGUUGCGCACUGCACCAAAGCCCACGCCUGAUACGCCGCCAUUCAUACUCGAUGUCCUCCAUGACGAUGCAGAAGUCUGCGUUCGUCGGCUGGGCCUCACGGAAGAUGGAGAUCUGACGGGAUAUGAUAUUGACGCUAUUCAGCUCUUGUUUAGUCGUGAAGACGUCGCUAUUGGUGAGUUUGAGUCAGUCAAACUGGCAUAUUCCUGGUGUCUCAAAAACAACACGUCGUUUGAGAGCCUGCUUCAUCUCUUUGACUUCAACAUUCUCAAAGCAGAUCAAAAGGCAUGGGUCCUUGCUCAUGUACCAGGGUCUGCAGCCACCACAGGACUGGUUCAGAAUGCUCUAUGCUCAUCCGGCAUCCUUCAGCGAAGAGAACUUCAACAGUUCCACUUGGACUACCCCGGUAUCAAAUGGAAGAGAACAUACGACUCGUCGGUCGAUCGCCUCGCAACAUUUCACGACGCUGUUGCGACAAACCUAGAGCUAUUCCAGCGCACGCUCAUCGUGUUCCAACCUGACGAGCGGUUAUCCCUUGCAAUUUACAUUCCCAAGAAGAUUGAGCGAUCACAAGACUGCGUCAUCAACGACACUGGGCGCUUGUUUGCGUUCCCUCAUUCACAAGGCCCACAAAGACAGGCCCGACUCUCGCUACCGACCAAGAUGCAGUAUCAGCUCUACUGUGACGGAAACAUCUUCCAGCUCUUCGAGAAGCAGCGAGGCAACUCGUGGGUAUUUAUUGGUCGACCAGGAAACAAUGACCAAGACUACCGCAAUCUUCAGAACAAAGGCGAUAGACGCAGAAAAAGGCAGGAAGUGGUUGAGCGAGGGGAACAGGCUGAAGUUAUCGCGAGCAUUGCGCUAGACAAGUUCAGCAGAGGGCUUCAGAUCCAUAUUGGAAGAGUGAAUCGGUCUGCCGUCACAGCUGCAGAAAUCUACGUCAUCAGCAAUCGAGACGUAGCCUCAAUGCGCAACCUUGACCUUUGGCUAGAACAGAUCGACACUACCGAGACCCUGCCUCUAUUCUCGGAAGAGCCGAAAGAUUAUUCUGCACCCAGUCUGACAGAUGUUUUAUCACAUUCCGAUCCAUCAUGGCUCAUUGAGGCCGUAAAAGGUAACGACAUGUCCGCACUCUCACGAUUAGAGUCAGUAGAGCAGUACCAAAAGGUCUUCAAAUUGGCCCGAGAAGCGAGCGAUAAACGGUUUCUUAUGCGGUGCAUUGAACAUAUUUUGAGCAAUAUUGAGAAACUUGUUCUCGAUCAGAAGGAACUGCUUAACGCGAUGCUCCAAGUUCUCACCAAUGAGCCGACACUGGCUAUAACCUUCACACCAUUUCUGUCUUCAUCCCGCUCGGAUAAGAACCAAGACCUGGUUGUACUACUGGAGGCAUCUCUCUUGCCGAUUUUACGGGCAUUCAUCUUGUCCGUCAACACCAUGGGCCAACUUAUCUUGGAGCCGCUCAAGAGCAUCCUUUCCGCUAUCACCCCCGGAAGCUUAUCGCUCCUUGACCUCGCGACGCUUCUUGAACUUGCAGCAUUGACUAUUCGAUCAACAGAUCUGGCUUUGGACCUCUUUUUGGAUUGUCUGCAGCCCAAUGCGUCUCGCUUUAUGGUGACCGACCCAAAGGUAACCAGCCAUUUAUUGCGAAACAUGAUCGCGAUUGCGUUAGAUCACAUUGAAGAAGCCGAUAACGUCGCGAAGAGACUGCAGGGUCUUUAUGAGCUGAAGCAAUCGCCGAAAGACAAGAAUGGGAAUUUGAUCGAGAUCGACUUCAGAAUCGACACGACUGGGACACCAAAGAAAGGAUUACACGUGAGGCUGACAACGGCGUCACUACCAUCAAAUGUGCUGGUUGGCAGCAACUAUUCCAUCGAUGCCCUCGUGGCAAUGUCUGAGACAGGGCGUGCACGCUUCGAAUGUCUUCAUCCGCUCCCUUCUUACUUCGAACAAUGUUCAUGGAUCUUGGAAGACUGCGGUCCUUUCGUCACCUCCAAAUCCAUGAUCGACGCCGUCAAAGAUCUUUGCAUCUACCAAGAAGAUUGCUGCGGUGUCGCAAACAUCAUUUUCGGCCUUCCAUCCCCGAACAUCCCAGGACCAGACCAUUCCUUCAGCAGAAUUGAGAGACUGAACGACAGCCAGAACCAAGCUAUCAAAUUAGCAUUGAACAGUUCCCUUCUCUGCCUUUGGGGCCCGCCUGGGACUGGAAAGACCGAGACGAUUGUUGAGAUGAUCUGUGCAUUGCAGACAGCUAAUCCUAAAGCGCGUGUUCUAGUGACGGCGCCGACACAUAAUGCAGUGGAUAACGUGAUGAGACGGUAUAUCCAACGUCUUCAGAAGCAGCCAUUGGCUAGGAAGACGCAACCGGAUUUAGUACGAGUGUCGACAGAGGUGCGCAAGGUUGCCGAUGAUCUACGUAAGUAUACAUGCGACGCCAUGGCAGGGCAGGAGAUUCACUCCGACUACAAGGCUAUGAAGAAGGCUAUGGAAAUGGUCAAACGAAGCGAUACUAUCUUCACCACCUGUAUUGGAGCAGGUAUCGGAUUGAUUCGCUCAGAGUUCUUCGACAUCGUGAUUGUCGACGAGGCUUCCCAGCAGACAGAACCGAGCUCAAUCGUCCCACUUGUGAAGGGCUGCUCGCAGGCCAUUCUGGUUGGGGAUCAUGUGCAGCUGCGGCCGACUGUCAAUCAGACUGCGUUGGCACUCGACUUUGACGUCUCGCUCUUUGAAAGACUCUACACAGAAGCCAAUGGCUCCAACGGUAACGAUGGUUUGAGGAAGUUGAUGCUGAAUACGCAGUAUCGUAUGCAUCCAAAGCUAUGCGAGUUCAGCUCAGGACAGUUCUACGAAGGAAAGUUGAAGUCGGGCAUCAACAGCUCUGCAAGACCGCCCAUCAAGUCCAAAUUUCCAUUCCCCCCAGCUAGGGUCACGAAUCAGAAAGGACGCUCCGGGAUGGGGAUGCGAGACUAUGAGCGGGCCAUCUUCAUCAACUGCGAUGCAACGGAAAUGCCAGGUCAAAAGUCAAAAGAGAACAGAGGACAAGCAGAGCUCUGCCUUCGCAUCUGCAGGCUCUUGACCAGCGGUUCAGAGACCGAGGGCCCCUCGCACUCAAUUGUGGUCUUAACACCCUAUACUCGCCAAGCCGAAGUCCUUAAGCGCAUGCUCUCCAGCAUACCCUACAAAAUCGAGGUAUCAAGCAUCGACGGAUUUCAGGGUCGUGAGGCGGACAUUAUCGUGUUUGUAACGGUACGAUGUAACGAGCACCGUGAGAUUGGGUUCUUGAAGGACAUGCGAAGGAUGAAUGUUGCUCUGACUCGGGCAAGAUCAGCGCUGAUUGUUGUUGGGAACCGGGUGACAUUAACCGAAGGCACGGCAGAUGAAGAGAGUGCAGUUAUGUGGAGGAAGUUGCUUGGGAGUCUGACUGAGGUGAAGCUAGAGGCUCCCGUCAACGACUCAGUCAAGAAGUGA